Owenia fusiformis is the source of this 690-nucleotide messenger RNA. NCBI's taxonomy places the organism in Eukaryota, Metazoa, Annelida, Polychaeta, Sabellida, Oweniidae. The record is from the annotation of a GenBank genome assembly.
CAUUCUGAUGCGUGUCACAUCUUUCUGUCUUCAGCUAGAAAGAAGCUAAAAGGAGGCCAUGAUUUCUCAUAAUGUGAGAGCGUGUCUCACCGUGUAAUAUGUUGAAAUGCUUCUCCAGUCCCUGUUGGGUUGUAUCUUGCUACAUGCACUUCACAUUUGUGCAUGUCUUGCCUAAAGUGUUAAUUGCUAUUGGCUUGUGUAAUAAUGGCUUGUUUUUCUUUCUAGGAAAUGACCGAUCAAGUAUCUUCCUUAGGCAUUGAAAGGAACUUUCAUCAACGAUUAUCAUAAACCACGUCAAUUUCAUCAUAUUUAAUUUCCAAUGUUUGAUUGUAAGUUUAUAUUUCUCUAUCUUCAGAACGCUUCAAAGGUAAAGGAUCAGAUACCAGUGCUUGGAGAACCUUCGACAACUCCACCAGUUAUCUCUGAGGUAACCACGGUGACAACCAAUGAGCUGACAGUAUCGUUACCACCUACUCCUACCACCCCGCCACCUAUCAUCACCCAGCAGGAACCAAUCAAGGCAUCCAAGGAACAUAGAGAGAAACAUAUUCCGUGUUACAUGCCAAAGAAAAAUAUCAAAAAGGUAUGUGGAUUUACAUUUCCAACAAUUUUGUUAUAUCAAGAACUUGGUACAUUUACUAUAGACUUUUUAUUUCAAUACUUCAGAGUGAGUUGGUCAUCUUUGGUUCA